Clupea harengus (Atlantic herring) is the source of this 1987-nucleotide messenger RNA. RefSeq lists its product as uncharacterized. Gene Ontology annotation, biological process: regulation of transcription by RNA polymerase II. The record is from RefSeq and is a predicted model, not a curated record. Gene Ontology annotation, molecular function: DNA-binding transcription factor activity, RNA polymerase II-specific; RNA polymerase II cis-regulatory region sequence-specific DNA binding. Gene Ontology annotation, cellular component: nucleus. NCBI's taxonomy places the organism in Eukaryota, Metazoa, Chordata, Actinopteri, Clupeiformes, Clupeidae.
AAAAUGCGAAGCCUUUGCGUCACCAUUGAGACCACCUCCCAGCACUGGCUAGAAUUAACGAAAAAAAACAGCAGCUAACCUUUCCCAUUUCAACUAUUAUCUUUAUUCUUUAUUUUUGUAAUCUUCCAUAAGGAAUUUGUUUUGAAGGCUGACAGAGACAACAAUGUCUCACUCUAUGGAUUUUCAGACGCAAAUAGCCUCUAUUAUGGAGGUUCUAGCCAACGCAGCCGUGGCAGAAAUAUGUAAAGUUGUUGACGAUGGCUAUGCCGUCGUUCAAUUGGAGAUGUCUCAGAACCACAAAGAGAACGAAUUUCUGAAGAGAAAGCUAAAACUGAUGGAGCUUCAGAUUGCCAAACUUCGUGCAGAACGAAGAUGUCAAGACGGGGCCCUUCUGAAUCGAUUCCAUGGUGUGCAAUUACUGGGCAGACAAAACAGAGAGAGGGCUACUUCAGCGGCAGGUUUGUCUGUGAAGGGUCGCAUCAGGAGUUUGGAUGUUCGUGCUCAUAGGCCACCUACAGAAGCGCCGAUAGAAAAGUCCUCACGUGUAGUUGACAGCAAUAAAGUCGGGCCAGAUGAUAUGGAGGAGGGAGAGCCAGAUCUGCUGAUCAUCAAAGAGGAAAAGCAAGAGGAACCAAAGAGCCUUGAUCAAGAGAAUGGCAAUGAAGAAACAGCUCCAUGUCUCCAAAGUGCCUAUGAUGUUGAUGCACACUUCCUGCCUUCUGCAGUCCCUGUAGAGCCCAGGACCAGACAUUCAGAUGUGGAGGAUAAAGUCCUGGAUGAUAGGAAGACCAUAACCAAACCAAUUAAACAAGAGAAUACAGAAGAGACAGUAGGCAUCAGUGAAGGUUCUAAUCAACCAGGAGUCAGUUCAGAAGCAGAAGUCUGCCAUGUUGUUGAGGUCAACUUACCAGACAAAGCCAUCCAACCAGAAAGUAGCAAAAAUGGCAUGAGGCAAAGACCGCAACUUGCAGGCUCUAGGGCUCUCUCCAUGUCACAGCACAGUCACUCUGACUGGCCUUCUUGUUCCGCGGGGCCUAGUCUAGACCGCUCGUCAUUCCACCACAGCAGCAGCCAUGGCCACGUCCAUGGAACCAUGGGUGAGCUAAGCCCAGGACAUUCCGACGAAAAGCCAGAUGUCAUAAUAAUAGACCCAACUCCGGUUAAUGAGGAGCCGAACACGCAGCCCCAGUGGCUCAGUGAUGCACGGAUGCAAAGAGCAAACAAACAACCUCAGUUCUCUAGACAGGAAUACGCUGACGCAGCUAUACAAGGGCUGCGAGAUGAAAGAAAGGGCUGUAACCCACCUGCCCAAAGGGAGGGGGUAAAUGUCUUUGAUUCAGAGUCCUAUGCAAUGGAUAUAAACACGCUCGGGACUUACAGUGAUCUGUGUGCUGGCCUUGAUAAUUCAUCUGGUGGAUCACAGGGGCAGCAUCUUCCCUGGGUGCUAUCAAACUCAGAAGACAAUGCCACCUCUUCUACCAUGCACUCACAAAGGAGGGGCAGGUCUUUCAGCUGCACUCUGUGUGGCAAGCGCUACAUGACUGUCAAACAACUCAAAGUGCACCAGAAGGUCCAUGCAGGGGAGAAGCCCUACAGUUGCAUACAGUGUGGCAAGCGAUUCAUCCAGCUGUACAGCCUUAAACGGCACCAUAGAGUGCACACUGGGGAGAAGCCUUUCCGCUGUGUGCAGUGUGGAAAGCAAUUUGCUCACUCCAGCAACCUCAAAGUUCAUCAGACUGUCCACACAGGCGAAAAGAACUUCCAUUGUGCUCAGUGUGGGAAAAACUUCUCUUUCUUGAGUAAUCUUAUCCGACAUCAGGCCAUUCAUGAAGCAAAAUAACUAUUAUUUCCCAUUACUUGCAUUUAUAUUAGUUUAUUCAGCUUAUUCAAAUCAUGGAAAUAGCAAUGUUGUAAGGAAUAAUAACAUUUUUAAAAUUGUAUUUAUGUGUGACUGCAAAGAAUAAAGCUUGUCGAAAGUUGUAGUCUA